Messenger RNA from Durusdinium trenchii, 888 nucleotides. The record is from the annotation of a GenBank genome assembly. NCBI's taxonomy places the organism in Eukaryota, Dinophyceae, Suessiales, Symbiodiniaceae.
AUGAUGCCAGACCUUAGUAUGAAUGCAGGCAUUGGUGUCAUUAGCUCCUUGCGCAUUGUCCGGAUUCUACGGAUCACACGCUUGAUCCGCAACACUGGCUCAUCGACGGGGGGAGCGAUGAAAGUCCUACGGGCCUUGCGCACUCUAAUCCACUCGAUAGUCUACACGCUCAAGGAGGUGGUUUGGGCUGCGGUAUUUUUGUUUCUCAUCAUGUACGUCUUCUCUUUAGCCAUUACUCAAGGCCGGGGAAAGAGGACCAGUGGCACAGCUCACAGAGUUGGCUUCAUUUUGCUACAUUAUUGGGGUGGCAUCCCUUCAGCCAUGUCCACGUGCUUCAUGGCCGUGACAGGCGGCAUCUCAUGGGAGGUGGCCUCCGACCCCCUCUUGAAGAUCUCGUUUCUUUGGUGGCUUCUAUUUAUUACAUACGUGGGCUUCACGGUCUUCGCUGUUUUGAAUGUGAUGACAGGUGUUUUCUGCCAAAGUGCCAUCAAGUCCGCGCAGCACGACACCGAUCUAUUCUUGCAAAACAUGCUGGUCGAGCGAGAUGUCUGUUGGCCGCCCCGCCUUGCUUGUGAGGGCUUUGUCCAGGGCUUGUCCGGAAGUUUAACCUUGGCCGAAUUGGAGGAGCAUUUGGGUGAUCCGGCAGUCCAGGCCUACUUUGCUUCCAUGGAGCUCUCCAUUACUGACGUGUGGUCCUUCUUCAAACUCCUCGACUCAGACCUGGAAGCGGAAAUCUCUCCAGAGACCUUCUUUGAAGGCUGCCAGAGGCUGAAAGGCUUCGCGAGAUCGCUUGACCUGGCCAAGUUGAUGCAUCAGUCUCAGUCGCAACUAGGCACAAGAGGCGCAUCGAUUCAGGUUUCUUCAGUUUCGGCCCAACUCGUCAAGUGA